This is a messenger RNA of Sardina pilchardus (European sardine), 1848 nucleotides long. It is a transcript of the gene ppp1r15a, whose product is annotated as protein phosphatase 1, regulatory subunit 15A. Gene Ontology annotation, cellular component: endoplasmic reticulum; protein phosphatase type 1 complex. The transcript has 3 exons. Gene Ontology annotation, biological process: response to endoplasmic reticulum stress. The record is from RefSeq and is a predicted model, not a curated record. The coding region runs from base 261 to 1538 and encodes 425 amino acids. NCBI's taxonomy places the organism in Eukaryota, Metazoa, Chordata, Actinopteri, Clupeiformes, Clupeidae. Gene Ontology annotation, molecular function: protein phosphatase regulator activity.
CUUGCGAUACAACUACGAAUAUGUGUAACAUUAUACGAGCCACAGGCACACCUUUUUGACUUAGGCCUACGACACGAAUAGUUUGCUAGAAAUGGAAUCGAAUUUCUUAUCAAAUCUACCUACUCAGAGGACAACAGACAAGCUGACCAUUAAUACGCACGUCGAGGGAAAUAAAGUCAAAGCUCGAACUCGAAGUAUUCGCUGGAUUGACUGCCAGGCCAUUGGCUGACACUUUUGGAACAAGAUUCUGAGCCACCGUUAUGGCGCCAGAUGCCACUCACCUUCACGCGCUGUCCCACCCGUACACUCUAGCACGAGCGUCGUCACACCUGUCUACUGUGAAGACGCCAGCCCACAGUGGUUACGUAUUAUUACCUGUGACACCUGAACCACCAACAGAUUCCCCGACCAUGGUUUCGCCAAUGCCGACGCCGACGUUUCCCGUGAUUCGGAAUCUCCAGCUGUAUCUGUGGGGAGCGCUACAGAGUGUCCUCUGUCACCUCUGGGCGGCCAAGGAACUGCUCAGCUGCACGAGGGUCCUCCUGUUUCUGUGUAGCGGCUACCUGGCGCGAGAAGCCAUGAAGGGCGACGCAGAGAAGAGCGUUGUGGGCCGGGGAGGAGCGGAGGAGGAGGUGAAGAAGGAGGAGGAGAAGGAGCAGAACUCCGCAGCCGGCCUGCUGGAGACCCUGGGAGAAGAGGAGAGAGAGGUCCUGAUGAGGGGUACCAUGGCGAUGGAGGAGGAGGAGGAGGAGGAAGAGGCUGAGGCCCUGGAAGAGUCCUCAGACGAGGAAGAUGAGGAAGAGGAGGAAGCGGAGGAGUCAGAGUCUGACUGGAUGGAGUGGGACUCUGAGGAAGAGGAGGAGAUUGAGGAUGAAGAUACUCUUCAUCAGCAGACACGCCCUACAGGCUUCUGUGUGGGAAUCUCUUUCUCUCUGAACUCUAAACAAGCAAGUGAUGACGAGGAGGAAGCAGAAGGUGAAGAUGAAGAAAACUCUGAUUGGUCAGAUGAUGACGACGACUCGGAGGCGUCUGCGGAGAGCGUGGAACUCUGGGAAUCCUUCCUCCACAGCGGCGACCCCUACAACCCCCUCAGCUUCUCCUGCACGCCGGUCUCCAAGAACUCCAGAAACACACCCGCCUCCGCAGCCAUAGGGGAGCAGGAGGUGGAGGAGCAGGAGGAGGUGGAGGAGGAGCAGGAGGAGAGAGAAGACCAACAACACUCCACUCAAAGCACUCAACAAGGGGAGCAGGAGGUGGAGGAGGAGCAGGAGGAGAGAGAAGACCAACAACACUCCACUCAAAGCACUCAACAAAAAAAGAAGGUGCGCUUCAGCGACGAGGUGACAGUGCGCCCCCUAGUGGCCUGGGCCUUCGCUAGCAAGGCGGCGAGGAACGGCUCGUGUUGGAUGGAGAUGGCGCGAGACCGCCAUCGCUUCGGCAGGAGAGUGGAGGACGCUGGGAAAGUCAUUAGCCCCUGUCUGAGUCACGACCACAGACGUAUGGUGUGGGAUAGACGCCAGCAACAAUCGGCACUGUAGAAUAUCUGUUCCAAGAGAACAAAGCUAGUGUUCAUAGUGUUUGUUUUGAAUGUAUGCCCAUAUGUUAGAUUGUGUAGCUCUUACGUAAGACCUCUUUUUUAGAAUGUGUAUUUUUUAUGGUAUGGUGCUUUUCUAUCUUUUUUGUAUAUAUUUAUAUUUGUUUGUGAACAAUUAAGCUAAAAGUUCUGUGUGUGUGUGUGUGUUUUGUUUUUAUAUGAAAACUUGUCUUGUUCAGUUUUCAGCUGUAAGCUGAACUGUGGGUGUUUUCACACAUGUUUACUUGAUUAAUAAAUACAUUUUUAUACUUGAA